AUGGCUGUUUUGAUGUUGAUUUUCAUGAUAUGCGCGACUCGGACAAAUGUCGUCUACACCCUUAUUUUCCUCUCGCUCCUUUUGGUUUUUCUUCUGCUUUCGGGCGCAUACUGGGACCUUGGGGAAGGAAACGCAGUGGUUGGGGAACGAUGUGUAAAGGGGGCUGGAGCUGCACUGUUUGUGGCUAGUUUGCUAGGCUUCUACCUACUCAUCGUUCAACUCUUUGAAUCCUUGGAUUUUCCAUUCCAUCUUCCAGUUGGUGAUCUUGCAGUUAUGUGGAACCGAAAGCAAUAUAAGUAG
Molecule: messenger RNA, 300 nt
Organism: Penicillium angulare
Lineage: Eukaryota; Fungi; Ascomycota; Eurotiomycetes; Eurotiales; Aspergillaceae
Exons: 2
Coding region: 1-300 (99 amino acids)
Cellular component (GO): plasma membrane
Molecular function (GO): acetate transmembrane transporter activity
Source: RefSeq, a predicted model, not a curated record